AUGACUCCCUCACCUUAUACGCACUCGCAAACGAACUAUCAGCCCUCUCCGAACCCUCCUGCUUACCCUUCUACGCAACCUUUCUCUCAGCCCGCUGGCUCGGCAUCCUUCCAACCACUACCUGGUUACAAUGGUCCAACGAACCUUGCACACCCUACACCCUACACUACACAAACUGCACCAGCAUACCCCCCACCUCAAGUUCCCAACCCCCAACAUUCUGCACCGGCAAAUAAUGGCGUGAUCAUGGACUCUAUGUACUGGACCGCAGAGGCGCAUUCAUCGUACGCGCCCCCGUCUGGGUAUGGGCAGGGACAUGGACAACAUGGACACGCAGGACGCGGACACCGAGGCUCCCACCCUCAUGGAAAUCAUGGAUCGAAGCCACGGCACCCUAAUAAGAGGGAUCAUGGAUCUGCAUUCAAUAAGCCAACGUCCACAGCACCCAAGGUCCCAGCAGCACCUUCAGUCCCCAGUUUCGGAAACCCUCUGCCCUGCAAACCACCCCCGGCUGCAGAUGCCUCUCGCAAACCGAAGAAAAGGAAGCGAAAGCAUAACCAGCUAGGCUUGACCCCCAAAACCGAAGAACAUGAAUCUAGUGAAGAAGAGGAGGAUGUGGAUGAAGAAGUAAAGUUGGCAGCGGGCACAGAUAAUGGUCCACUGCAAUUUACCUAUAGAGGACGCACAGCCGUUCUACAAUCUGCUUCGGACAUUGCUUCCUGGAUUGAAGAAAGAAGGAAAAAGUUCCCCACUCAAGCCCGAAUUGACGAGAAGAAAUCGGCGGCGGAAGAGGCUAAAGCCGCUCGAGAGGCAGUCCGCCGGGAGAAAGAGAAAGAGAAAAAUGACGAGAAAGAAAAACAGAAAGCCUUUACCGAACCUGGGCCAAAGCUUAGCGACUCACAGGCCCACGGCGAUCCAGCUCUUGAUGCGGCUAUAAAGGCCCAGCGCAAAGCGGAUAAGAUCCGGCGUACCUUGGACCGAGAACAGAAGCGCUUUGCCAAAGCUGAAGCUGAGGCUGAAGCCGCUCGUCUUAAGGUUCAGGCGCUUCAAAAACAAGUGUUGGGACUAAAGGAUGAUGAGCCGAAUGGGGAUGGUGAUGGUGAUGGUGUACCUACUCAACCUCCAGCUGAACUUUCAGCCUCAUUAGAUCGAGGAGAUGACCUCGUGAUGGCAGGUGUCACGGACGUACCGAGGGACCCAGCGUCUUUUUCGGUUACUAAUUCUGGCAUGGGAGACAUUACUGUGGCGUCUGUGGCGCCAAAUGGCUUGAAGGAUGCUAUGGACACUAUGUCCGAUGGCUCCGAAAGUGACUGGACUUCCUCCAGUGGUUCGGAAUCAGAAUCGGACUCUGGUAGUGAUGGUUCUGCCCCAGAGGAGGUAAGUUCUCGGCGGGAGGGACCCGAAAGGGUGGCCCCGCCACCUCGCGAGGGUAAGAAGACUGUUUGCCGGCACUUUGCUCGCAACGGGCAGUGCAAUCGUGGCGACAAGUGUAAAUUCAGCCAUGAAGUUACCGAGCGAGGAGCCAAGUCCAAGCCUCCACCUCCUGCUAUUGAGAAGAAGGGGCGUAAGGGACUUUUCCAAGCUUUAAUUGAGCAACAAAAGACCGAAGAGGAUAAGCGAGCGAUGGAGGUGAUUAGCUGGUUGGGGCAACAUGGGAUGCUGGAAGCGAACAGUCAAGCCAAUGACGCCCCGCAAUCGGCCCCUUCUUAG
Penicillium angulare is the source of this 1710-nucleotide messenger RNA. RefSeq names its product CCCH zinc finger protein. The record is from RefSeq and is a predicted model, not a curated record. The transcript has 2 exons. Lineage: Eukaryota; Fungi; Ascomycota; Eurotiomycetes; Eurotiales; Aspergillaceae. Gene Ontology annotation, cellular component: nucleus. Gene Ontology annotation, molecular function: RNA binding; metal ion binding. Gene Ontology annotation, biological process: box C/D snoRNP assembly. The coding region runs from base 1 to 1710 and encodes 569 amino acids.